Messenger RNA from Aspergillus alliaceus, 2415 nucleotides. Its product is annotated as aromatic amino acid ammonia-lyase. Gene Ontology annotation, molecular function: ammonia-lyase activity. Gene Ontology annotation, biological process: L-phenylalanine catabolic process. Bases 1 to 2415 code for a protein of 804 amino acids. Gene Ontology annotation, cellular component: cytoplasm. The record is from RefSeq and is a predicted model, not a curated record. The transcript has 2 exons. NCBI's taxonomy places the organism in Eukaryota, Fungi, Ascomycota, Eurotiomycetes, Eurotiales, Aspergillaceae.
AUGGCGGAGCAGCCCAUCUGUGAGGACUGUACGCAUGGCUCCACUUCGUCCAUAAAUUACACAGGGCACGUCCUUUCAUCGUGUUCUCGACUAUGGGACUGGGUCUCCAAACAGCAGGAGAUCGUGAUCGAUGGAGAGUCGCUUGAGGUCAAUGCUGUGGCAGCUGUUGCCAGGUUUGGACUUACGGCACAUUUGACAGAUGACUACAAAAUUCUCGCCAAGCUGGUGGCAAGCGUCGACUUGCUGAACCGAAAACUCGCUGAAGGGGAGACAGUGUACGGAGUCAAUACCGGGUUUGGAGGCAGUGCUGAUGCGCGGACGAAUGACCAUGAGAUGCUGCAGAAGGCCCUAAUUCAGCACCAUAACGCCGCGGUGAUCCUGCCGUUAGACAAAAGCAAGUCCGCGUCCCCACUACUCGACGGCCUGAAAAAGCAUUGUCUUUCACGGCCCGUUGUGCGGGCCUCGAUGCUAACGAGAUGUAACUCUCUCGUCAGAGGCCACUCUGCCGUACGGACCCAGGUUAUCCACAACAUGUUGACUCUGCUGGCUCACGAUUUUACACCAGUCGUGCCUUUGCGUGGCAGUAUAUCCGCCUCCGGCGACCUCACCCCGCUGGCGUAUGUUGCUGGAACACUGGAGGGGAACCCUGACAUUUUCGUGGACUGUGGUCGGGACCAUGGCCAUGAGAUUCUUCCAGCUGACCAAGCACUUCAAAAGGCAGGCCUGCAGCCCAUCUCCUUUUGGCCCAAGGAGGGGCUGGGCCUACUUAACGGGACAGCGUUCAGCGUGGGUGCUGCAAGUCUGGUAAUCCACGAGGCCAAUCAACUCGUUCUGUUCUCGCAGGUUGUGACAGCCAUGUGCACCGAAGCGCUGCUUGGGACUAGACGGAAUUUCCAUCCGUUCAUUGCGCAGGCUCGCCCUCACCCGGGCCAGCACGAAGCGGCUAGGAACAUGUUCCAUUUUCUAGCCGACUCGGGCCUCGUGUCCAAUUCUCAUCCUGAGAGUACUGGACUUGCACAAGACCGAUAUGCUCUGCGCACUUCAUCGCAGUGGAUCGGCCCGCAGAUCGAGAACAUGGAGCUGGCGUCGCUACAGAUCCAACGGGAGCUGAACUCUACAACCGACAAUCCCCUGCUAGACACCGCCAGCGACGAGGUCCAUCAUUGCGGCAACUUCCAGGCCGCCUCGGUCACCUCGGCUAUGGAGAAGACCAUGACGGCCAUGCAGAAUAUCGGUAGAAUGGUGUUCUCGCAGUGCUCGGAGGUGCUUAACCCCAUGCUCAGCAAGGGCCUACCGCCCAAUCUCUGCCCUGACGACCCUAGCCUCUCAUUUGCCUUCAAAGGCGUCGACAUCAACAUGGCGUCCUACAUGUCCGAGCUCGCAUACCUCGCCCACCCUGUCAGCAACUUCGUCCAAUCAGCCGAGAUGCACAACCAAGGCAUCAACUCCCUGGCAUUGCUCGCCGCGCGCUACGCCGCCGACGCUGUCGAGGUCCUCUCGCUUAUGAUCGCCACCUAUAUCUAUGUGCUCUGUCAGGCCCUCGACCUGCGUGCCAUGCACCUCGAGUUCGAGAAUCUUGCCAAAGAGGACCUACACGCCGUCACAAAGAAAGCCCUGGGCAACAUCGUGACAGAGGCCCACCUCGGCCCCAUCUCCGACGCCCUCUGGUGCGAGCUCAUGGCACACUGGAAUUGCCAUCUCACCUGCGAUCUGGCCAAGCGUGCAGACCUGGCUGUGACCCACUCGCUCGGGAAGCUAUUCAGCCUGUCCAAAACCUAUGUCGGCCGCUGGGUCAUCGACAUCGCCCCCAUGCUCCAGGAGUGGCAGAACAGCGUGCGCACCAUGCUCGUCAAGAAUUACAACUCCGUGCGUACCGCCUUCUUUGACGACCCGACUACCGAGAAGUAUCUCUGCAGCGCUUCAAGACAGGUCUACGUCUACGUGCGGCAGCAUCUCGGCGUGCCGAUGCACCGGGGUAUCAUGGAUCAUCCUACAUACCCGUUUGAGAAAGCAAACGACAAUAACAAGAAGAAGUCUAUUGGUUCGCAGAUCAGCAUCGUGUAUACGGUGCUACGGGAGGGGAACAUGAGCGGGUUGCUGAUCAAGUGCUGGGGCCAGCGCGACACGGGCUUCUUCCAACAACUGACGGUGGACAGCUCUACACAAAACCUAUUGAGCUCGGACGAGUACUAUCACUCGAUGUCGCCAGGCGACAAAGGGCGAGAGGGGGCCCCAACGACGGUGUCAGAUUGUCUUGAUACGAGCCCGUUGCCAGUGGAGAACGGCGUCUCGUGCAAGCUCAGCAAGCGCAGGAGUCUGGGGCACUAUGUCAAAGUCGGCAUGGCCAAGUGCAUGCGGUGGUCAUCGACACGGAUUAAUGGGGAGAAAAGCGUCCCCCAAAGCCAUCAGGGAUAG